Oncorhynchus masou masou (cherry salmon) is the source of this 3266-nucleotide messenger RNA. Its product is annotated as RNA-binding protein 39-like. The coding region runs from base 1505 to 2734 and encodes 409 amino acids. NCBI's taxonomy places the organism in Eukaryota, Metazoa, Chordata, Actinopteri, Salmoniformes, Salmonidae. Gene Ontology annotation, molecular function: U1 snRNP binding; RNA binding. The transcript has 14 exons. Gene Ontology annotation, cellular component: nucleus. Gene Ontology annotation, biological process: mRNA processing. The record is from RefSeq and is a predicted model, not a curated record.
AGAAACUCAGCCACAGUAAAGAACGCCGGCGCAGUGGUUCCCAUAGCAGGGGACAUGCUGGACGCUACAGAGGAUGCCGGGGCCCCUUGUCAAUCCCCUCCCUGUUUGUGACCGGGCUGAUGUGUUUCAAGUGAAGUAGAGUACAAAAAGUAGGCCCAAAUGAGGGAAGGAAAUUUGGAGCUGAAAUUUUGUGGAGUUUCGGGAGGGAAGUUGGAAACGCUCCAGAAGUUGUAGCCCCUUCAAGAAAGACAAGAGUCCAGUAAGGUGAGAUACACAGCCGGAUUAUCUUAGAAGCCACAGUGGGGUGGGUCAAAAGCUUCAAGUUCCUUAGCAUGCACAUCACAGAGGAUCUAAAAUGGUUCCUGCACACCGACAGCGGGGUGAAGAAGGUGCAACAGUGCCGCUUCAACCUCUGGAGGCUGAAGAAAUUUGGCUUUGCCCCCAAGACCCUCACAAACUUCAACAGAUGCACCAUCAAGAGCAUUCUGUCGGGCUGUUUCAACGACUGGUAUGGCAACUUCACCGGCCGCAACCAUAGGGUGGCGCGGUCAGCCAGUGCAUUAUGGGGGGCACACUGCCUGUCCUCCAGGACAUCUACAUCAUCCGGUGUCACAGGAAGGCAAGAAUGAUCAUUAAGAAGGUGGAGACACUACAGGUGCAUCAAAGCUGGGACUGAGAGACUGAUAAACAGCCUUCGCUAGCCAGCUGGUACCCUGCCCUGAACCUUAGACUGCUGCCCUAUGUACAUAGUCAUUGAACACGGGUCACUUUUUAACAAUGCUUACAUACUGUUUUAACCCACUUAAAAUAUAUAUAUUUUUAAUUAUUUAACCUUCAUUAACUUCUUUGGGGUAGGGGGCAGUAUUGGGUAGCUUGGACGUGCCCAAAUUAAGCUGCCUGCUACUCAGCCGUAAAACCUAGAAUAUGCAUAUAAUUAGUAAAUUUGGAUAGAAAACACUCUGAAAUUGUAAAAACCAUUUGAAUAAUGUCUGUGAGUAUAACAGAACUCGUAUGGCAGGCAAGAACCCGAAGAAAAAAAAUCCAACCAGGAAGUGGGAAAUCUGAGGUUUGUAGAUUUUCAAUUCAGCCCCCAAUGAAGAUACAGGGUGAUAUUAGUUGUUUCACUUCCCAAGGCUUCCACUAGAUGUCAACAGUAUUUAGAACCUGUUUUGAGGAUUCUACUCUAAAGGAGGGGCUCAUGAGAGGGCUCUUUGAGUGAGUGGUCUGCCAGAGUGCCACAGCCUCGGUCUGGCGCGCUCACGUGAAAGGUAGCUACGUUCCACUUCAUUUGUACAGACAAAGGAAUUGUCCGGUUGGAACAUGAAUGAAGUUUUAUGUUAAAAACAUCCUAAAGAUUGAUUCCAUACUUAGUUUGGCAUGUUUCUACGGGCUGUAACGGAACUUUUUGAACUUUUCAUCCGAUUUGGAUUUGUUUACCAAACGCCCAAACAGAAGAAGAUAUUUGGACAUAACUGAUUGACAUUAUCGAGCAAAUCAAACAUUUAUGGUGGACCUGGGAUUCCUGGGAGUGCAUUCUGAUGAUCAUCAAAGGAAACCAAUUGACAACCUGACCCCAGAGGAGAGGGAUGCCCACACUGUAUUUUGUAUGCAGCUGGCAGCCAGAAUCAAACCACGAGACCUAGAGGACUUCUUCUCAGCCGUGGGGAAAGUGAGAGACGUGAGGAUGAUCUCUGACAGAAACUCCAGGAGGUCAAAGGGCAUUGCCUACAUUGAGUUUCUGGAUGUGAAUUCAGUCCCGCUGGCUAUUGGCUUAACUGGUCAGAGACUUCUAGGAGUGCCCAUCAUCGUACAGGCCCCUCAGGCUGAGAAGAACAGAGCUGCAGCAAUGGCCAACAACCUUCAGAAGGGUAAUGCUGGCCCUAUGCGGCUGUAUGUGGGCUCUCUACACUUCAACAUCACAGAGGACAUGCUGCGAGGUGUCUUCGAGCCUUUCGGAAGAAUUGAGAGCAUACAACUGAUGAAUGACAGUGAAACUGGACGAUCCAAAGGAUAUGGUUUCAUCUCAUUUGCAGAUGCAGAGUGCGCUAAGAAGGCCCUGGAGCAGCUGAAUGGCUUUGAGCUGGCCGGGCGACCCAUGAAAGUUGGUCACGUGACGGAACGCACCGACCCCUCCACCGCCAGCUCCUUCCUGGACAACGACGAGCUGGAGAGGACAGGCAUUGACCUGGGCACCACCGGGCGCCUGCAGCUCAUGGCCCGGCUGGCAGAGGGUACUGGUCUUCAGAUCCCCCCGGCUGCACAGCAGGCUCUACAGAUGAGUGGUUCCAUCCACUCGACUCCAAUCCACUUCGUCAACAUGGCAGCUGGUACAGCUCCUGCCACCCUUUCACUGAAUCUGGCUCCAAGCAUGAACCAGGCCAUGACCCUCUCAACGCAGCCACUGGCUACGCACUGCCUACAGCUGUCCAACAUGUUCAACCCUCAGUUGGAAAAGGAACCUGGCUGGGAUGUCGAGAUUCAAGAUGACGUCAUUGAGGAGUGCAACAAACACGGUGGAAUUGUCCACAUAUACCUUGACAAGAACUCCCCUCAGGGCAAUGUGUACAUGAAAUGCCCGACUAUCCCAACAGCAAUGGCUGCAGUGAAUGCGCUACAUGGGCGGUGGUUUGCUGGUAAUAUGAUCACUGCAGCAUACGUACCUUUUCCGACCUACCAUAACCUUUUUCCUGAUUCUGUAACUGCAGCCCAGUUAUUGAUGCCUGUGCAGCAAUGAUUCUGCCAUGCAUGGGGUAGAUGUCACAAUGCCUGUUGGCUUCAGGAAUGUACAUUUUUGCCAAUAUUUUGGGAUCUUAUUGAACACAGUAGCAAAUUACUGUACCAAUCCACCCUAUCUUCAUCACGCAAUGUUUUUUUGUUCAGUCUGACAGCUAUUAGAGGCUAAGCUUGAGUUCUUCUGUAGUGACACAUUUCUGUAGCUGCAUUUGAGCAAAUUAUGUUGUUUCAACCUGCAUUGUGAAAAUACUACCUUUUGGGGUUUUGGUGGGGGGAGGGGCACAUAGGGUACAGAGUUGUUUUAGUGGGAAGUCUGUGUAUAUUUCUGUUGAAACUGACCCCAGAAGAACAACCCAUUUUUGGACAGCCCAACCAAAUUAACUUGUGACUCGAAUUGCAGUUUGCCAUAUCCUGUCAUCCCAUUAGGGCAUUUCUAUUGGACAUUUAGUCAUUCAGUUGUGCUUUAGAAAUGUUCAUUUGCCAUGUACGUUUUUGUCAGUUAACGUGUUAAAUUAAAAAAAGAUGCCUACAUA